Molecule: messenger RNA, 1128 nt
Organism: Racocetra persica
Lineage: Eukaryota; Fungi; Glomeromycota; Glomeromycetes; Diversisporales; Gigasporaceae
Source: the annotation of a GenBank genome assembly
GCAAAUAAAAGUAAUCGAAAAUGUAUCUGUCGUGCCUGCAUGGAUGCAGUAGGAAAAGAAAUCACUUUACAAGAUGAUAGUAUAAAACUUACAAACACCAAACAUUAUUGUUAUAAUCAUCUUAAGGAUUGCUCUUAUUUUGUAGCAAAGUAUCUAUCUGAACAAAUAAAAAAUAUACUCAGCUCAGUUGUGCCUUCAACAUCAAAAAACCAAGCAAUAAUCUGGCAUAAUAUUGUAAAUUAUGAAUUAAUGGGCAUAGUUUUUAUCACAUCUUCAGGAGAAACUUUAAUCUGGAGGGCAGAUGAUAUUAGUAUUGAGAGACAACAGCAGGAAGAAGUAAUUGCUCAAAUUCGUAUACUUUUUAAAGAGACAAAAGAAUUAAAUAUUAGAGAAAAUUGUAUUGUAACGGAUUCAGCUAGAUCAUAUACUGCGGCUCGUCAUUUUUUGAGACGUGAAAUGCGAGACAAGAUGUUUAUUCCUUGUUUUGCACAUCAAGUAAAUUGUUGUAUUGGGGAUAUAUUCAAAGAAUCUGUAGAAUUUAAAAAUGCAAGCAAACGUACUCUUGUAACCAAAGACGAUAUGAUCUCAGAUGAUGAAUUAAAGCUUCUGGCCGAUGUUAAAGCUGCCAUUAAUCGUGAUUCUUUUUGGAACUCUCUUGUAACAUUACAUGAUAUGCUUCAUCUUUUUUGUAGAGUGCUUGAUAUUAUGCAACGCGAUAAAGCUCGUCUUCAUAAUGUUUUACAUAUCUUUAGUUAUUUUAUACAAAUAUUCAAAGAGCUUGAAUUAUCAUAUUAUUACAAUGCUUGGUUUGAAGAUGAUCCAAAGCACUUACUUCAUGAACUCGAACUUUACAAACAGCAAAAGUAUCCUUUUAUUAAAAAAACCUUUAGAUACUUUAAAGGAGACAUCCACCUUUGGUGGUCACAUAAUUCUGACGCAGCACCUGAAUUGAGUCGUAUUGACGAGAAAAUGGUUGCAAUGAGUCAACUUCAUGCCGAAAUUUUACAAGAAGAAUUACUAAUUGAUGAAGAGCUGAAAGAAGAAUGGAAUGACCUUGAUGAUACUAAAAUAGAUAUAGAUUUUCUUGAUUCAGAAAUUCACACCGCUAAAAAUCAAGCUACUAAAUAG